AUGGACCUCCCAAUCGCGCAGCGUUCAGUCAACAGCACGUUUUUGGCUCAACCGCGCCUCUUCAACUCAUCGGCUCAUCUCUCGCCGCGCGUUUUCCUCCCUGUACACCUCCAGCAGCGCAAGGUACAACUCUUCUCCCAGUACCUCACACCCCCUCGAAUGGAGUCCACGGUACCUCAUGCGGUCGGUAACAAUGGUUCUCCGUCGAUAGCCAUAGCUCAGGGGGGAAGAAUUGGAGAGGUUAAGAGGGUUACCAAAGAGACGAAUGUCAGUGUGAAGAUCAAUCUGGAUGGCAGCGCCACAGCUGAAAAUAAUACGGGGAUUCCGUUUCUUGAUCACAUGUUAGAUCAACUUGCUUCUCAUGGGUUAUUUGACGUACAUGUAAAAGCCACUGGGGAUAUUCAUAUUGAUGAUCACCAUACUAAUGAAGAUGUCGCACUGGCAAUCGGAACUUCUUUGCUGCAAGCACUUGGUGAUAGGAAAGGAAUUAAUAGGUUUGGAGACUUCUCGGCUCCUCUUGAUGAAGCACUUGUACAUGUUUCACUGGAUUUAUCCGGAAGGCCUCAUUUGAGUUAUGAUUUGCAUAUACCAACAGAGAGAGUUGGAACAUACGACACACAGUUGGUGGAGCACUUCUUUCAGUCUUUAGUCAAUACCUCUGGGAUGACACUACACAUACGACAGCUUGCUGGGAGGAAUUCUCAUCACAUCAUUGAGGCAACCUUCAAGGCCUUUGCAAGGGCCCUUCGGCAGGCAACGGAGUACGAUUCUCUCCGUGGAGGAAGUGUGCCAAGCUCGAAAGGUGUCCUCUCGCGCUCGUGA
Striga hermonthica is the source of this 822-nucleotide messenger RNA. The record is from the annotation of a GenBank genome assembly. NCBI's taxonomy places the organism in Eukaryota, Viridiplantae, Streptophyta, Magnoliopsida, Lamiales, Orobanchaceae.